AUGUUUGCUGGUUGGGGAGGAGAGGAUGAUGACACUGAACCUAUGGACACUUCUGAUUACCCUUGGUACUGGUACUACCAAGCAGAGUGUGGCAUUUGGUUCAGAACUGAGGAUGAUCCAGUGAACCCCAUUAGCAGCUCAGAACUGGAAAUGUUUUACCAAAAAAACCCAUAUGGAGUAAUUUAUAUCAAGACAGCAGCAGGGACCUUCAAAAUUGAUUUCCAUGGGUUCCAGAAGACCAACCCAAGGACAGGACAGACACAAAAAUUAAAACGUUCUUUAUUCACUAAGCAUAAAAUCAGAUGCAAAUGUGUAGACCAGGCUCUAUCUGUACCUGAUCACUGGGAGAAGAUGGAUGCUAAAACACCUUAUAAGGCUUUUAUUGUGGACAGGCAAACAAGUGAGUUUAAAAAGGUAGAAACGUAUGUGCGAGAAGUUGGUCUCCUGCCGAAUACUCUGAAUAUCUAUUUUAUUUACAGAAUACAGAAUGUUGACCUCUGGGAGCUGUACUGUAGGAAAAAAUCCCAGCUAAAGAGGAUAAAAGGUCAGUCACACAUUGAAGAACGAUGGCUCUUCCAUGGCACAGGCAUAACCAAUGUGCAUGGUAUUUGCUUGUACAAUUUUGACUGCAGAAUAUCUGAGUCAGUAAGAUCUGGUAACUUCUAUGGCAAAGGUACAUACUUUUCCAUACAUGCAGCCUACGCAGACAACUACAGCAAGGCCCGAAGCCAGGGACACAGAAAUGGGACACGAAUAAUGUUUCUUGCUCGUGUCAUUGUUGGGAAUUACAGAAUUGGGCAACCGGGUUUCUGUAAACCUGAUGGUGAUCAAAUUGAAAAUAUACAUGACAGCUGUGUCGACAAUACUUUAUAUCCCAAAACUUUUGUUAUCUUUAAUUCUAACCAGAUAUAUCCGGAGUACGUGCUGGAGUAUGGUGAGUAA
Clarias gariepinus (North African catfish) is the source of this 942-nucleotide messenger RNA. RefSeq names its product protein mono-ADP-ribosyltransferase PARP11-like. Bases 1 to 942 code for a protein of 313 amino acids. Gene Ontology annotation, molecular function: NAD+ poly-ADP-ribosyltransferase activity. The transcript has 7 exons. The record is from RefSeq and is a predicted model, not a curated record. NCBI's taxonomy places the organism in Eukaryota, Metazoa, Chordata, Actinopteri, Siluriformes, Clariidae.